Molecule: messenger RNA, 489 nt
Organism: Parathielavia appendiculata
Lineage: Eukaryota; Fungi; Ascomycota; Sordariomycetes; Sordariales; Chaetomiaceae
Exons: 1
Source: RefSeq, a predicted model, not a curated record
AUGUACGGCUUGCAGCCGGUAAUCAAUCUUCACACCGUCCAGGACAGGAUGUCUAACGUGGAGAAAGGCUACUCGUUCGUGACCGAACCAGCAAGCCACCUAACCGAUGCCUUCUUAGCCCUGUCAGAGCGUGCCUGCCUCUCCCCGGUGGAUGGGCUCAUGGGUAAGAACGGCUGGGACUACCAAGCAACCCGUCGCUAUAUGGAGCUGCAUGAACAAAUGUUGGUGGAGCUCAUGGCGUUGAUCCAUCUCACCGGCGGGCAGGCCUCUCGGGCAACAGAGCUCAUGUCCCUCGAACAUUGCAACGGGACGUCGACGAGUCGGGGGGUAUAUGUCUACGACGGUUCCUUCUUUCUCGUGACCAGGCAUGUCAAGGCUCGUACCGUUACCAAUAACGAGUUCCAUGUUGCCCGCACACUGCCGAAAAAUGUCGGCCAUCUUCUCUAUCAAUACCUUGUGUACAUCCGGCCGUUUAUCUAUAUGCUGCAG